CAAAAAUAAUAAAAUAAAGAGGAUAAUGUGUAUGAACCACAUAAAAGCAGUGCUUUAAACAAAAAGAGAAAAAUCAUAAAAAAGAAAGGAGAAAAUGGCAUUAUCACGCUGCUUUUAUACAUGCAAAACUGCAUGCUUUCACCAGAUAUGUCUGACGCAAUCUUCCGGUGACCGGAAAGAUAGUUUUGAUCAAGAGACGGCUAGCCGGCGGGAACGGUCUCCGGCGGCGCAAUUUUCCCCGCUAGAAAUGACUUUUAGGAGGCGGCUCUCAUUGGGUGUUGGCUCUGCUUCUUUGGUUGUUGUUGGUGCAAAUUUUUUGGGAGUUACUAGUUUUCUCUUGGGGUUGUCCCCAGAAACUAGUCGUAAUCUCAAGUUUGAUGUCGUUUAUCCUAUCGGUGGCUACAAUAGGUGCUUGGACACAAAUGAAGGAUUUGAAACGACAGAAUUCAUAUACCCUGCAAAUUGGGUUGGAGAUCAGAGGCUGUUAUAUAGAGCAGCAGAGAGAAAAGAGUUGGAAAGGUCACUUGAUCCUCCUUCAUUGAAUGAUAGUCGAAGACGUAGCAAUGUUAAUGAGCCUGUUGUUGCAUUUGGGCCUCCUGGUACCAGCGGAGAGCUUAAUGUUAGCGUUAUUGUUUCACCAGUUUCUCUUGAUUUCAAAAUUGAGGCAUUUGGAGGACCGCAGGAGGUUGGAGAAACGAUAGUUAGAACCAUCACAGGAACUGGGAAACGGCCUGAUGUGAAAGGAACUUUGGUAAAGUCAAAUUUGAGAGAGGAUUCUGUUAGAAAUGUAGCUUACUAUGAGCUCGAAUUCAGGGUCGAGAGUCCUUUGUUUCGCAGGCAUAAUGUUGCGGUUUGUUGCGUUCGCGGUGGUAGAUUGUUCACUCUAAACGCUCAGGCACCGGAAUCUGCUUGGCCAGAGGUGAAGUUAGACUUUCAGAGAAUUGCUGAAUCCUUUAAUCUCACCUCUUGAUACGAAGGAGAACUUUUUUUUAUUUAAUACUAGUCUGCCAUUUUGACUAAAACAUAACGGUUCUGAGUAAUUUUUCAUAAUUGUCAAAAUAUGGGUAUUACACACUGCAAAACAUGUUUCAGAAUGAAAAGAUUAUCCCAUGUAAACAAAAACAAAAACACAAAGAGGAGCAUAUUUUAUGAAGUAUAUAAAAUGAUUUGAGAGAUUGUUUUUCUUAA
This is a messenger RNA of Humulus lupulus (European hop), 1188 nucleotides long. Its product is annotated as psbP domain-containing protein 7, chloroplastic. Gene Ontology annotation, cellular component: photosystem II; photosystem II oxygen evolving complex; extrinsic component of membrane. Bases 95 to 970 code for a protein of 291 amino acids. NCBI's taxonomy places the organism in Eukaryota, Viridiplantae, Streptophyta, Magnoliopsida, Rosales, Cannabaceae. The transcript is spliced from 3 exons. Gene Ontology annotation, biological process: photosynthesis. Gene Ontology annotation, molecular function: calcium ion binding. The record is from RefSeq and is a predicted model, not a curated record.